Molecule: messenger RNA, 1389 nt
Organism: Caenorhabditis briggsae
Lineage: Eukaryota; Metazoa; Nematoda; Chromadorea; Rhabditida; Rhabditidae
Exons: 7
Coding region: 1-1389 (462 amino acids)
Molecular function (GO): nucleic acid binding; zinc ion binding
Source: RefSeq, a predicted model, not a curated record
AUGAGUUCUCGCUCUGAAAAACGCGAAUCACCGGACCAAGUGAAAGUUGCGCUUCGCCGUCUGCCAAAGUAUAUGACGGAAAAGGAGGUUCUUGAACAAAUUAGUCCUCUACCAGAAGAAGUCAUCGAUACAUACUUUCUUCCAGCCAAUCUCGCAUUCGAUCAUGCUGCCUAUGCAACGCUAAUCCUUCUCUUCUCCGAGUACUGUGACUCAAUGAUGGACUUUGAGCGUCGUUUUGACGGCUACAUCUUUGUCGAUUCCCGUGGAAAUGAUUCGACUGCAGUUGUCGAGGCAAGUGUCAACCAGAACUUUGCCAAGUGUGAUCGCCCACGAAUCAAGGAAGACUCUCGCGUUGGUGCCAUUCUCACUGAUACCUACUAUUUGGAGUUUUGUAAAAAAUUGGAAAAGGAGAAGUCGAUUCCGAUUAUGACUCUGGAGCAACAAAUUAGAAAGCUCAAUCAACCGGAAGACAUCAGAACUCAAAUCGACCAUCUGGAGACCCCGCUUGUGAAGUACUUCCUAGAAAAAGAAACCGGCAGACGUCGCGAAGGCGAAGCUCGCAAGCAGCGUCGUGAUUUCAGGAAGGCAGAAAAGCAGAAAAACGUUCUGGAUGUUCUGAUGAAACCAACUGUUGCUGCUUCUACUGCGUCUACAUCAGGUGGUCCGCCGAGAAAAGAGAAUAAAGAAAUGACUGAUAGGGAAAGAGAAAAAUUGGAGAAGAUUGAAGCGAAAAAGAAAGAACGAAAUGCACUUCGGAAGCAACGAUUCCUCGAAGACAGAAAGAAAAAACAACAAGAAGAGCGGGAAGGUCGAGGGGAUGCUGCUGAGAAUCCAAAGCCACCCAGAGAACAUAAGAAAAAGGAGCGUCCAGGUAGAGCACCACGUCCAUCUCCAGCGAAGACUCUCAGUGAGCAACAAGGCGAGGAUUGGAUCAAAAAACUCACUGACCCAAAAGCAGCAAUCAAGAAGAAACACGACAUUUCAGUCUCCACCAAAAUGAAACAGUGCGAUGGCACACGAUCCCAACCAGCACCACCAACUCCAUCUACUCGUUCUGAAAUGCUCGAAGUUCCCGGAAGUCGUGGCGAAGCGAAUCUUGUGGAGAAGUGCAAGCUGUCAAUCCUUCCGGAUCUGUUCAAGAGCUACAACAUUGAGAAAAACGAGGAAUGGCAGCAGAUUGCUAUCUUCGAUUGCCGUGGAAUUGAGCCAUUUGAUUUCGAUCCAAGGGAUGAUUGGAUUGCCAAUAGUGUCGACACUGGAAAAGCGUUCCGUGAAAUUGAUCUUUCCGAAAAGGAAUGGGUCGACUUUGAUGACAAAGCGAUGGAGGCUGUUGAAAUCGGAGAAAUGUCGAUUCAGUUCACCACUGUUCGUGAUCCAAAGAAGAAGUGA